Molecule: messenger RNA, 1997 nt
Organism: Suillus plorans
Lineage: Eukaryota; Fungi; Basidiomycota; Agaricomycetes; Boletales; Suillaceae
Product: ABC transporter
Exons: 21
Coding region: 228-1865 (545 amino acids)
Biological process (GO): transmembrane transport
Molecular function (GO): transmembrane transporter activity
Source: RefSeq, a predicted model, not a curated record
CUGCAGCGCUGAUGUUUGAUCAUUGUCCCAUUCCGUUGUCAUGCUGAGUUUGAUCAUCUUUCUUCUAUUCCAUAUUGAUAUUGAACACUCCCUGAUGCGGCAUGCAUCAUGCAUGCGGUAUUCAGUCCGGUGAAUAACAUGAAGCCGCAACCUGAGGGUUAUGGCAAUCGUUUGAAUUUCGUGCAUACCUCUUGUCCAGGUUGUCCUCAAUCCACCCAUUCUCCUCCAUGUCGGCGGUAACUGCUGACGAAAAGCUCUCCCCACAAGACCCUGCUGGGCAGAAGGAUGUCGAACACAGGCCUAGGACGGAAUUAAAUUCGAACAGCUAUUUGCGUGGCACUGAAUUCAUUCUCGUAUUCUCAGCCCUUCUGCUCUCGAUAUUUCUGGUUAGUUUGGACCAAACUAUUGUGGCCACUGCCCUUCCUCGCAUCGUAUCCGUCUUCGAUUCCUUGGAUCUUGCAACAUGGGUAGCAGCUGCAUAUUUUCUGACUGAAGCUGGUUUGAUGUUAUGCGUCGGUCAACUCGUCGCGACACUGCCGAUCAAGCCUGUCUACCUCGCAUCAAUUUUUUUAUUUGAAGUCGGUUCGCUUCUCUGUGGAGCUGCUCCUUCAAUGAAAGUGCUUAUCUUCGGGCGUGCGGUAGCUGGAUGUGGAGCUGCUGGGAUUACAAUAUGCUCCAUUGCUACAAUAGCAAGUUUCACCCGACUGGAAGACCGGCCUGUUCUGUUCGGCCUAUUUGGCGGUAUAAUUGCCAUUUCUAGUAUUGUUGGCCCGCUCUUAGGUGGUGCAUUCACCGAUCGAGUAUCCUGGAGAUGGUGUUUUUACAUUAAUUUACCCUUUGGAGUGCUCAGCGCUGCCGCGAUGUUUUUCUGGCUCCCGCAUCGCGCUCCGUUUAGGUCCCUUUCUGGCCACAGCCUCUUGUCGAGACUCAAUCUGACCCUUGAUUGGAUCGGAACCGCCUUGUGCGUGGCGUUUUCUACUUGCCUUCUGCUGGGCUUGGAAUGGGGUGGGUCUGUCCACCCAUGGAACAGUGUUGCUGUGAUUGUGCCUCUAUGCAUCUUUGGCGUACUGGCAGUAUUGUUUAUCAUGUGGGAGUGGCGCCGAGAUCUCCAUGCCCUGGUCCCAUUUCAGUACUUUAAGCGACGCACACAGACCGGUGCAUGCCUAGAAGGGUUCUUUCUAUUAACAUCGCUCAUCGUAUCAGUCUAUUAUCUACCCAUGUGGUACCAGAUCAAUGGUCGGAGCAGCGUACAAUCUGGCAUCGAUAUUCUACCCUUGAUGUUGUCGUACGUCGUUUCUUCUGCUUUUGGAUCAGGAGUUACCUCUAAAACUGGGCACUACUGGUAUCUGAUGUUUGCUCUCCCUCUCGCUUCCAUAGCAGGUGCCGCACUACUGUUCACAGUGGAAGCAACAACUGCAUCCCCAAAGCUUUUUGGGUAUCAGAUAUUACUCGGCGUCAGUACAAGUGGUUCCUAUCAGUCGACUUUCGUUUCGGUUCAAGCCGAGUGGGCAGACAGGCCACAGGAAGUUUCUCGUGCCUCUGCUAUAUUGACGUUUUUGUCAUACUUCGGAGCGAUCAUUGGGCUGAGCAUUGCUGGUACAGUCUUUGACAACGGUCUUAACACCCAGUUGUCUCGUGUAGUUGGACUUUCGCCCGAGGUUAUAUCUGCCGUCAAACAGAGCGUGACUGUCAUCGACUCGCUACCUUCCAACAUCCGGCAGGAGGUGAUGAAUGCAGCAGCCCUCGGCCUGCGGCCUGUUUUUUUGAUCCCGCUCGUUUGUGCUGCUUUAGCCUCGGUGUCAUCUCUCAUGAUCCGUGAUUACAAUAUUAGAGAGAGAGCGAUGUUGACUGAGUCUUUGAAUUAAGAACCAGGAAAAUGGGGAUAUCCAUGUCUGCCACCUGUACAUACCAUGGACUUGAAUAUUGUCGUAUAUAUUUCUUGGGACUCCGAGGUGCAGCUGUAUUUGAAAAUUCCCCAAGCUUGGCCGCAUAUGGAU